Molecule: messenger RNA, 2205 nt
Organism: Jaculus jaculus (lesser Egyptian jerboa)
Lineage: Eukaryota; Metazoa; Chordata; Mammalia; Rodentia; Dipodidae
Gene: Rgs16
Product: regulator of G protein signaling 16
Exons: 5
Coding region: 82-708 (208 amino acids)
Source: RefSeq, a predicted model, not a curated record
UCGACCCGCUGCCUGGCCCUCCCGAGCCCAGCGCCUCUCACCACCAUCCUCUCCACGACGUGCUGCCCUGCGCCCGCAACCAUGUGUCGCACCCUGGCCACCUUCCCCACCACCUGCUUGGAGAGAGCCAAAGAGUUCAAGACACGUCUAGGGAUCUUUCUUCACAAAUCAGAGCUGGGCUCUGAUACUGGGAGCGUUGGCAAGUUCGAGUGGGGCAGUAAACACAGCAAAGAGAGCAGAAUCUUCUCAGAAGACGUAUUGGGAUGGAAAGAGUCCUUCGACUUGCUGUUGAGCAGUAAAAAUGGAGUGGCUGCCUUCCGUGCCUUCCUCAAGACAGAGUUCAGUGAGGAGAACCUGGAGUUCUGGCUGGCCUGUGAGGAGUUCAAGAAGAUCCGCUCGGCCAGCAAGCUGGUCUCCAGGGCUCAGCGCAUCUUUGACGAGUUCAUUCGCAGUGAGGCGCCUAAAGAGGUGAACAUAGAUCAUGAGACCCGGGAGCUGACCAGAACUAACCUGCAGACAGCCACGGCCAUGUGCUUCGAUGUGGCUCAGGGGAAGACGCGCACCCUGAUGGAGAAGGACUCCUAUCCGCGCUUCCUCAGGUCACCUGCUUACCGAGACCUGGCUGCCCAAGCCUUAGCCUCCUCGACGUCCACGUCCACAUCCAUGUCCACGUCCAGCUGCAGCCUGGCUGAGCCCUCUCACACCUGAGCCUCCGGGGCAGCGAGGAAGCCAGCGGCAAGAGAGGUGGAGUCACCCAUCCCUGAGGCAGCUGCCCUGUAUGGGAGGCAGGUUCUGCCCAGCAAGUGCGAGAGGACAGUGAAGGAAAGAACUGUCCUGCAGCAUGGUUACAAAGAACGCCUUCUCCUCCUAAUACUGUGGGCUCAGCACCGGCUGGAAGUGCCCCCCUCCACAGCUUCCAGAACCUGCCUCUGAGGACUGAUGAUGGGGCUCUCUGGGGAAAAGAAUAGUGGUGGAGCAGUCAGUGAACACUGGCUUUUGUCCUACUUGCCAGUCAAGCACUUAUCUUGGGGAUACCUGGGAAACUUGAAAACAAGAGUGAGGGACAGUCAGGUCAGCUUUAUGCUGGAGAUCAGUUGGCUUUGGUCAGAUCUUGUUUUCUUAAGUCCUGGGCCAGGCACAGAAGGGGCUGUGAGUGUGGAAUCUUAGCUUAGGUUUCUUAAAAUUCCUGUGUCCACCCUAUAGUCUCACCAAGGUCAAUGGAGUCAGUGUGUUCCUUGCCCACAGUGAGAUUUUUAUACCUCAAAAACUAUCUUGUGAGCCACUUUCCAGGUCAGCCAUGAGCCCAGAAAAGAGACCAUGUGACCCCAGCUUGGAUGCUCUUGGUGACUUCCUGACCCUGUGUGUACAACAAGGUCUACCUAGCCUGUGAGAGGCCUCACUGAGCCUGUGUUCGUCCUAAGGUGGGCCCACAGGAGGGAGGUGGGAUGUUCCCCUGGGAGCUAGGCCAGCAUGCUUGCCGUGAGGUUGAAACAAGGGGGAAAGGGCCAUAAGAAACAGAUCCUUUGUCAGAGCCCAAUCAAACCAAUACUGCCUGUGGGUAUGAGAACGGGAAAAAGAUGUCCUUGGGUCGGAGGGAAACCUGUUUCUCUUACGGAUGUGAGAUGCACACUGUGACUGGGGAGAGAAAUGGGUCGGGGACCAUGGUGACUCUGGGACAGAGGCUAGGAGUGUAGCUUGGAAGGGUAGGCCAGGAAAUCAGAAUCUGUCUGUUACUUCUGGGCCUUAUGGAACAAACAUUGCAUGAUAGGACUUCCUCCAGCAGAUGCCAGGACGGUAGUGAAUUCCCCAGGCAAGCCCCCUCGGGCCCCAGGAUUUCCGGCACUGUUCUCUCUGCACUUGAGCUGUUCAGGAGUAAGUUAUUUAAGUAUAAUGUAGUGUUGAUGUUGUGCCAGUUGUUACAGCAUAUUAUUUUUGUCGCUUGUUGGUGUUAUUUAUUGUGAUUUGUUUGCCUGUACUGGAGAAUCUCAGAAGUUGCUGCCUGAUUGAACCCCCCACCCCCACCCCCAGACUCUACCUCUGCACAUUGGGAACCACUGAGGGCCUGUCGGGAACUCCUCACUGUUUAAAUAUUUAUUUAUUGUUGACAAAGGGAGCUGGGUUCCUUGAUAUGACUGAUGAAUGCAAUCUCUGUUUUCCUGUUACAGCAUGUUAUAUUCUUGUAAAAAAUAAAAUCCAAAUAGAACA